CAAUGAUUUGGGCGCAAUAGGCACGCCGGCGAGUCCCAUUUGGGAUUUCUCGGCAUCAGAAAUCUAAUCAUUUUUUGCCAAUGGCCAAUGGGCGGCAAACCUUGCGUUUUCCCUCCCAGCCCUUGGUUUAUGGGUGCAGCAACAUGUAGUCCGUAACAAAAAGGCCUGCACAAAAAGCACGCACAAAUCCACCACUUUCUGCUGCCAUUGCAUUUGAUGACAAGGGCUCUUGUUGUCCACUGGGGGAUAGUCGCACCUUAUAGAGGCGCAGGUACCGGUAGCACUAGAUAACAGUCAAGAAUCAAAGAGAAAAGAAAUGUAUCUCGAGAUAACUGACGAGGAGGACGUGGUCGAUGCGAUCGUCCAGAUCAACUCCAAGUGUGAUGAAGGAGACGAUGGAUCAUCUUGCUGUGCCGUGAACCACCUCCAGAUUCAGCUCGAGUCACCAUUACAACAUCUCCCUCCAGCAUCCUUAAGGCGUUUUUUUCAAGUUGUGCGAACGAAACUACCCGAUACUCCCGUCGAACUACACAUUGCGUCGUCUUCUUCGUUAGACGCUUCGGUAAACCCUCCUUUGGGAUCAAGCAGCAGACCCAAUACAACAAGUACAGAAGCUCUGAGCCUUAUUCUGAGACUGGUACCCAAUCUACAUUUGCUGGAACUGUGCGAGGUGACUCUGGAUGGAGGCCCUGAUUUGGAAGGUUUCAAGCAGGCCAUUGUGGCACAGCAAGGUCUUACACACGUAUACCUUCGCAAUGUCCAGCAUGCCAACAACAACAUCGACCUAAGACCACUGGCAGAAGCUCUCUCGGAACUCCCUAAGUUAAAAGCCCUCGAGCUUUACCAGGUCCAAUUCUACUCCGAUUCGGCGCUCAACGCACAGGCGCUGGCUCUGAUUGCUCAAUCCUGCCAUGCCACGAGAUUGGAGAUUAUGCCAUGUGAACGACACAACAUUCAAGAACAAGGAUUGGCCAUUGGGGAAGGGUUGCUGCAAAACACACGGGAAAGGCUACAGGAACUGGCGCUCCUGACCAAGAUUUCACCGAAACAGUCUGUCAUGUAUGAAGAUGCCGUGAUUGCAUCGUUGGCUCGUUUCGUCCUUGCAUCUUCCAACCUCCAAAGACUGCAACUGAAUGUUUGCGAAACCAUCAACUUGGUUCCUCUAGCAGACGCAUUGAUGCACAACACAAGCUUGACCACCCUGGCAAUUUGCUGGGAUCGUUGUGCUGUAACAAGCCAACGGCUUCAAUACCCAUGGAAACACCGAUUCACACAAACUGCAAGACAAAGGAACCAGUCUCUACGGCGCAAUAUUCAGGCUUGGCGGCGCGUCUUGAAAGACCACAACUUUGGUCUGGAACGACUGGACAUCACCAUGAAAGAUUGUCACGGUGUCUUUGGCCAGGAAUGGAAAGACUCCGAGAUAGAAUUCUGGUUGCAGUUGAACCGGUUGGGGAGACAAACGGUGCUCCGAGAGCAAUCCAAGGCGAACGAUUGGAUCUCCACGUUGAGCAAGUGCAAGGACGACACGAGUUCUUUGUUUUACUUUCUCUCGGAACAGCCACGGCUGUGCUUUGAGUCAACAACGGUGUCCACAAGAGUCAAUAGUAGUCGGAGGCCAAGGACGGAGAUGAAACAAAGUAACUUCAGCGGGCCAAAGGGGAAACGGCAGCGUAUCAGAUAGUGUGAGGCUGAGGCUGUUUUAUAUACAUGUAUUUGUGUGCUACAUGAUUAUCGGUAUUUGCACGGAUGAUUAAAGUUAUAUAGGCUACAAGCUUUGGG
Messenger RNA from Seminavis robusta, 1782 nucleotides. NCBI's taxonomy places the organism in Eukaryota, Bacillariophyta, Bacillariophyceae, Naviculales, Naviculaceae. The record is from the annotation of a GenBank genome assembly.